Messenger RNA from Penaeus indicus, 1299 nucleotides. Its product is annotated as probable ATP-dependent RNA helicase pitchoune. The transcript is spliced from 7 exons. Lineage: Eukaryota; Metazoa; Arthropoda; Malacostraca; Decapoda; Penaeidae. Gene Ontology annotation, molecular function: ATP binding; nucleic acid binding. Bases 127 to 1299 code for a protein of 390 amino acids. The record is from RefSeq and is a predicted model, not a curated record.
GAGCAGAACAUGUGUUCAGACCAAAUUACAUUGUUUACACUGGUGAAACAUGUGUCUUCCUUGGAUUAGUAUAUGCCUCUGAACUGAAUACAUUGAAGACCAAUUAAAGUUGUUGCAGGUGACACAAUGACCAAGUUAACUGAAGUCACCAAACCCAAAAAGAACAUAGGAAAGAAGAAAAAAAUCAAGAAUGCUGGAGAUACUGCCAUUAAAACAAAUGGAAUUAAAAAGAAAUUGAAAAAAAAGAAGAAGCUCUCAGGUACACUUGAAGGAUGUGAGAAUGGAAAUAUACAGAAGAAAAAGAUUAAAGAAAAACUGAAGACAAAGAAAAAUGAUGAUGCUGCUGAGGUUUUGGAGCAGCAGGAAGAUCAGGUUAUGGAUUAUGAGGAGGAGGAAGAGUGGGAAGAGAACGCUGUUGAAGAGGAAGAGUGGGAAGAGAACGCUGUUGAAGAGGAAGAAGUAGAAGAGAAUGAUUUGGAGGAAGAUGAAGAUUCAGACGAGCAGUCAAAGGAGGAGAAGAAAAAAAAGGAGGAGGGACCCUUCCAAAUGGGAAAACGGCUUUUUGAAGACCUAGAAGACCUGUCAGACAUGAUGAAAGAGAAGCUGAAGGAAAAAGGUUUCAAGACCUUGACCAAGUUGCAGGAGAAGAUCAUCCCCAAGAUCCUGAAUGGGGAAGAUGUGCAUGGGAUUAGCUUGAGUCGGACGGGGAAGACCAUGGCCUUCAUCAUCCCCAUUGUUGAAAUGAUGAAUAGGAUUGCGGAUACAGAGACUGGUGUUGGAGCAAUAGUUGUAUCACCUAGUGAGGAGCAAGCAUUGUCAACACAGAAGGUUUUGCAUUCCUUUGUAUGUGACCUUCGCAUCCGCGCAAGAUUGAUGACGGCAGGGGGAAGGAUGGGCAUCCCAUAUAAUCAUUAUGCUUUGAACAUCAUAGUGGGUACACCUGAACAGCUGCUGGAAGUUCUCCCAUUCAGACAAUUCAAAAUGCAGUUUUUAGUCCUGGACGACCCAGAUUCCAUAUCUGGUAUCGGAGCUUCAAGGAUGCUGAAGCAGGUCUUAAAUGUGAUACCAGAACCCAAGCAGACCUUGCUGUUCAGUUCAUCCAGCAGCGCCACCUUGAGUUCCAUCGCAAACUUUGCACUGAAAGCCAAUCCUGUGGAAAAUAUCCCUAGCGACUGGCAGAUGAUGGAUCAGGAUGAACCUGGCCAAAAGCAGCAAGAAGUGACAAGGCCUGACCAGGUGCCUAAUAGCCUCGAGCAAGAUGGCUCAAAGUGUGCUCAGCGGCAAGGAGUCUAUCAGUAG